Messenger RNA from Macrobrachium nipponense, 1620 nucleotides. RefSeq names its product T-complex protein 1 subunit eta-like (gene CCT7). The record is from RefSeq and is a predicted model, not a curated record. Gene Ontology annotation, biological process: protein folding. Gene Ontology annotation, cellular component: chaperonin-containing T-complex. NCBI's taxonomy places the organism in Eukaryota, Metazoa, Arthropoda, Malacostraca, Decapoda, Palaemonidae. Gene Ontology annotation, molecular function: ATP-dependent protein folding chaperone; ATP hydrolysis activity; ATP binding.
GUUGGUGAUGGAACAACGACAGUUGUGUUAUUAGCAGGACAGUUUUUGCAUGAAUGCAAGAAAUUGAUUGAAGAAGGCGUUCACCCACAUAAUAUUGUCAGGUCAUUCAGAAAAGCUACUAGACUUGCAAUAGAAAAAAUUAAUGAGAUUUCAGUCAAGGUUAAUAAACAAGAUCCAAAAGAGCUUCGCUCCAUUUUGGAGAAAUGUGCUGGAACUUCAUUAAAUAGCAAGUUGAUACAUCAACAAAAAGAUUUCUUCGCAAAGAUGGUUGUGGAUGCAGUUAUGUCUCUUGACUCUCUCCUGCCACUAGACAUGAUUGGUAUUAAGAAAGUACCUGGUGGCUCUCUUGAGGAAUCUCUAUUGAUUGAUGGUGUAGCCUUCAAGAAGACCUUCUCAUAUGCUGGGUUUGAAAUGCAGCCCAAACGUUAUGAUAAUCCGAAGAUAGCGAUGUUGAAUAUUGAACUGGAGUUGAAAGCAGAACGUGACAAUGCAGAAAUCAGAGUAAAUAAUGUUGAGGAGUACCAGAAAAUUGUUGAUACUGAAUGGAAUAUUUUAUAUGAAAAGUUGGAUCUCAUCCAUAAGUCAGGUGCCAAGGUAGUUUUAUCUAAGCUCCCCAUUGGUGAUGUCGCCACUCAGUAUUUUGCAGACAGGGACAUGUUUUGUGCUGGACGUGUGGUUGAUGAGGAUUUGAAACGUACCAUGAAGGCUUGUGGAGGUGGGAUUAUGUCCACUGCUCAUGACCUUAAUGAUUCAGUCCUAGGCACAUGUGCAAAAUUUGAAGAAAGACAGAUUGGUGCUGAUAGGUAUAACUUGUUUAUGGGUUGUCCACAAACAAAGACUUGUACCAUUGUCCUGCGUGGAGGAGCUGAGCAGUUCUUGGAAGAAACUGAGAGAUCCCUUCAUGAUGCCAUCAUGAUUGUCCGCAGAGCACUUAGACAUGAUGCUGUUGUGGCCGGUGGUGGUGCAGUUGAACUGGAAAUCAGCAAGCACUUGAGAGAGUAUUCUCGAAGCAUCGCCAGCAAGGAACAGUUAUUCAUGGCUGCAUUUGCCAAAGCUUUAGAAAUCAUCCCAAGACAAUUGUGUGAUAAUGCAGGUUUUGAUUCCACUACCAUCCUGAACAAACUUCGGGCACGACAUGCAGAAGCUGAUGGGAAAUGGUAUGGUGUUGAUGUCUUGAAUGAGGAUAUUGCUGAUAAUUUUACAGCCUGUGUUUGGGAGCCAGCACUAGUGAAAAUCAAUGCCUUAACUGCAGCAUCAGAAGCAGCUUGUCUUAUUCUCUCAGUUGAUGAAACGAUCAAGUCACCGCGUUCCUCGUAUGAUGGACCUGCGCCAGGAGGCCCCAUGGGAAGGGGACGUGGUAGACCUAUGUAAUGGUGUCAUGCUAAACUGUCUCGUUGCUAAUUUUUUGCAAAGCCAUUUUUCUCCAGACGGAUGCGCAUAGAAAUAAUUUUAAGUUUGUGGCACAUGAUACAUUGUUAAUUUCCAUUAGUAACACAUUUUUAAUAUGGCAAGUCUCAUGGAGUCAUUUGAUGCCUAUACAUUAAUUUUGCUAAUAUGAAUCUUAACCAGUCUCACUGAACAAAGCUUGCUAUUUAUAAUAUAAUAAAGACUUGGAGAACA